AUGAGUAACGACGAUCUCAAGGGCAUUGACCCCAAGGCCAAUAAAACCCACUAUGUCGGUUCAGACGUUGACGAGGGUCGUCUUCAACAUGCCGCCGAUGCUAAGCGCCAGAUUGGCGUUCUGAGUGCCUCUAUGCUCAUCUUCAACCGUGUCAUUGGAACCGGUAUCUUUGCCACCCCUGGCUCCAUCCUCGCUCUUCUUGGAAGUCCCGGUCUGGCCCUCAUCAUCUGGGUUGUCGGAGCCAUCAUUGCCGCUGCUGGUACUGCCGUCUACCUCGAAUGGGGAACCGGUAUCCCCAAGAACGGUGGUGAGAAGAACUACCUCGAGUUUAUCUACCGCAAGCCCAAGUUCCUCGUCACUGGCAUGUACGCCUCGUACGUUAUUCUGAUGGGUUGGGCGUCGGGUAACUCUGUCGUCUUUGGCGAGUACAUCCUUCACGCCGCCAACAAGGAAGUCGAUCGAUGGAACCAGCGAGCUAUUGGUCUGGCUUGUGUCACCACUGCGUUCCUCAUCCACGGCUGCGCUCUCAAGUGGGGUCUUCGUCUGCAGAACGCUCUCGGAGUCAUCAAGCUGGCCAUUGUCUUCAUCAUGAUCAUCUGCGGAUUCGUCGCCCUUGGCGGACACCUCAAGAUCGACGAGAAGCCCGACAACCUGCGCAACGCCUUCGAGGGCACCACCGGAAGCGCCUAUGGUGUUGUUACUGCUCUGUACAACGUCAUCUGGAGUUUCGUCGGUUACAGCAACGCCAACUACGCCCUCAGCGAGACCCGCAACCCUGUGCGAACCCUCAAGAUUGCUGCUCCCACUGCCAUCAUCUCUGUCUCGAUCAUCUACAUCCUCGUCAACAUUGCCUACUUUGCUGCCGUCCCCAAGGCUGAGAUCAUUGCUUCUGAGCGUCUUGUUGCCGCCUCUCUGUUCCGCAACGUUAUGGGCCCUGCUGCUGAGCGCGCCAUGUCUGUCUUUGUCGCUCUGUCUGCCUUUGGUAACGUCCUGAGUGUCAUCUUCUCCCAGGGUCGUCUUGUUCAGGAGCUUGGUCGUGAGGGUAUCCUCCCUUUCUCUCGUCUGUGGGCCAGCAACCGACCCUUCAACGCCCCUCUCGCCGGUCUCUUUGAGCACUGGGUUAUCUGUGUCAUUGUCAUCCUGGCUCCUCCUCCCGGUGAUGCUUACAACUUCAUUCUCAACCUCAUCUCUUACCCUCUUGCCAUUGUCAACACCUUUGUCGCCGGUGGUCUUGUGCACUUGUACCUUCACCGCGCCAAGUACAACUGGAACCCCCCGAUCAAGGCCAGUCUCCCUGUCGCUGUCUUUUUCAUGCUCAGCAACAUGUAUCUGGUGAUUGCUCCUUUCAUCGCUCCUGAUGAUCCCAGCCAGAACCAGUACAAGAGCAUGCCUUACUACAUCCACUGUGUUGUCGGUAUCGGUAUUUUGGUGGCUGGUGCCUUCUACUGGCUCGUCUGGGCUAUCAUCCUUCCCAAGAUUGGUGGCUACAAGCUUGUUCGCGAGGUUCAUGUUGAUGAGAUUGACGGAUGGGAGUCAAACCGCUUCCGCCACGAGCGUAUUAAUUAG
Messenger RNA from Fusarium sp. VM40, 1566 nucleotides. NCBI's taxonomy places the organism in Eukaryota, Fungi, Ascomycota, Sordariomycetes, Hypocreales, Nectriaceae. The record is from the annotation of a GenBank genome assembly.